AAUAAUCGUUACAGACCGUCUGUAACAGACGUCGUCUAGAAAACGAAAUCUUCGUCAGGCCAGACACUGGCAGUUCAUGUUGCUUAUGCAAGUUGAUUUUCGCUCCGCGCGCUAGUAUGUGGCAUGGAGCCGGGCAGCGCGCUUCUACCGCUUACGGGGAUCGACUACUAUACGUGAGGUCAAGGAUUUUAAAUGUGAAAAGUGAAUACAGUGUGUGUAUAGCAGUGAAAAAUCAUGAGACACAAAUUAUAUGAUGGCCAUAAGAAAAAAGCUUAUGAAAUUAAUCCUCGGGCUUCUCUUAGGCAUACUUUGUUCCCAAUUCUUUACAAUUUCCCAGAUAGCGAUACAAGAUAUGUGUAUAUCCAAACGCUUGAGUCCCCUAGAUUUAAUAAACGAAGAGAACCUUCGUGCCCAAAAUAAAAAUCUACUAUUUGUGGGUAUUAUGACGGCCUCAAAAUACCUAGACACCCGCGCCAAGGCGGUUUACGAGACCUGGGGGAAGGAAGUUCCCGGUAAAAUUAUGUUCUUCAGCUCUGAGUUUUCUUAUAGUGAGCAUGUGCCUCUGAUUGCACUUCCAGGCGUUGAUGAUUCUUAUCCACCUCAGAAAAAAUCGUUUACGAUGUUAAAACACAUGUAUGACAACUAUAUAGAUAAAUAUGAAUGGUUUUUACGAGGUGACGACGAUGUUUACAUGAGGACAGACCGUUUGGAGCAUCUGUUAAGAUCUGUAGAUAGUUCCAAACCCUGGUUUAUAGGGCAAACUGGUAGGGGUAAUAUAGACGAAUUCGGACUUUUAUCCCUGGAAUCUGAUGAAAACUUUUGCAUGGGUGGACCUGGUAUAAUCUUUAGCAGGGAAUCCCUAAAAAGGAUGGCGCCAUAUGUGGAGGAAUGUUUACAGAACCUUUACACGACUCACGAGGACGUGGAGCUUGGAAGAUGUGUAAAGAGAUUCGCCGGGAUUUCUUGCACUUGGUCAUAUGAGGCGAGUUCCUGCGAUUGUAAGAUGCAGACUAUCUUCUACCAUAACCAAAGCGGAGUAGAUGCCUUUACAGGAGACUUAAAGCAAAAGGAGGUCCACAGGGCUAUCACUAUGCAUCCUGUCAAACGCCCUGAAUACAUGUACAAAUUACAUGGUUAUAUAAAGGGCUUAAAAAUUCAAACAAAUCACCAAGAUGGUAUAUAUUUACAUCGAGAUAUAGCUGUUUCAAUGGAACAACUUGGUUAUUCUAAGGAUAGACUUCACAAAGUUAUAUUGGUUAAAAAUUUACCACUGUACCCUAGCAAACGCGGCAAUGAUGAAUAUCUUGGCGACACUAACAUCUUAGGAACCCCAACCAGUCUCAACAGAUAUACACCCCAAAAUCUCCAAGACGUAUUAGUUUGGGAAUUAAUUUCAAAAACAUUAUAUUCUCAUAAAGACGCCAAUCCAAAAAAGAGAAUGGGUUCUUCUUUGAAAGAAGGACUAGGAGAUGUAACAAGAGAAAUGAUGGAUAUAAUAAAUUCCUACUCAAAACAAAGAGGCAGAAUUAUAGAUUUUAAAGAAAUUUUAUAUGGUUACUGGAGAUUGGAUCCUAUACAUGGAGUGGAUCUUAUCUUAGAUCUCUUGUUGGUAUAUAAAAAAUAUAGAGGACAUAAAAUGACAGUUCAAGUGAGAAGACAUGCUUAUGUCCAACAAACAUUUUCUGACAUUGUGAUAAGAGAAGUAAACCAAAACAAAAUUGUGGAUACCUUUUUUGAUGAAAAUACACAACAAAAUUUACCGGUUCACAAAAAAUUGGUGCAUCAUUUAAUAUCGAAAAUAGGUAGAAAUUUUCCACCCCUAUUUAACCUUAUCAACCAAGAAGAGCCUGUAAUUAAUUUUAUUUUACCCAUUAGCGGAAGAUACGAAAGUUUUAGAAGAUUUUUAAAUAUGUAUGAAGAAAUUUGUCUAAAUAUGAAAGAAAGAACCAAACUUAUUGUUAUAUUGUAUAAAAAAAAUAAUUUAAUUAAUGACUUUGUCAGUAGUAAAUAUCUUAUAGAACAAGUGCAAAAAAAGUUUAGCUAUAGCGUGGUGAACGUAGUGUACAGAAAUGACGAUUUUUCACGUGGUAAAGCUUUGCAAUAUGGCGUUCAAGAAUUGAAAAAUGACGACUUGAUGUUAUUUAUUGAUGUCGACAUGAUUUUUGACAGAAAUACUUUACAGAGAAUACGGUUUAAUACUGUUAAAAAUAAGACCGUCUAUUUUCCUAUAGUAUUCAGUCUUUAUGACCCAACUUUUUGGAAUAUAACAUAUAUAAAUAAAGCUUACUCCUAUUUUGAUUCAAAUUUAAUCAACCAACGCAAUGGGUUUUGGCGACAAUUUGGAUUUGGUAUUGUUAGUAUUUACAAAAAUGACUAUGUAACCUUAGGUGGGUUUAAUUUGAAAAUAUCGGGUUGGGGAUAUGAAGAUGUGAAUUUUUUUGAUGAUGUUGUCAAUUCAAACCUCAAAAUUGUCAGAAGUACUGAUCCUGGGCUGAUACACGUUUUUCAUUCAGAAGUUUGUGACCAAGUUUCUGAUGUUGCUCAAAAAAACAUGUGUUUAGGUACUAAAGGCAGUACUUUAGGGUCAUUACAAACACUGCAAGAUUUUUAUAUGAAAUAUAAGAGGUAUUUUAGAUAAUUGGUGCUGAAUUUUAUAAAAUGCUCGACAAAAAGAAACGAAAUCAAUCACAUUUCAACGAUACACAAGAAAUAGAAACCAAAAUUAGUGUAUAAUAAUAAUUGGGGGUUGAGGGAUUGGUUAUUCAAAAAGGUGGUAAAUAAGUAACGAAAUAAUAAAGGUUACCACAUUUUUGCUUAGCUUGAAAAUGUUAGGUAACACCUUUAUUUACUAGCCCCUUCAAUUAUUGGAGUAAAAUAGGCAUAUGUGGAAUAGACCUGGUAAUAUGAAAUCAUCAGCUAAUUUAGCAUUACCGUUAAUACAGUUCACUACUGCAAUAAAUAAACUCAGCCGGUAAAAUUGCAUGACGCCUUAGAAUAACAAUUUGUAGAUUUAAUCAAUAUGAAGUUCCUACAAGAUUUAAAUUUUAGACAAAAUGCAAGUGUUCUGUUUAUAAAGGGUAUAUGCCGUUUUUAUUCUAUAUAUAUACCCCACAGCAACAUUUCAGAUUUUAGUUUACCUCACGCCGUGAUUUCUCAUUCAUAUGGCUCAUUUGUGUAUCGCCUAAGCUCAGGGCGUGAGAAAGAAAUCAUUUCGUGAGUUAAUUUUAAAUUAAGUGGCACGGACAAAGUACUCAAAAUAAAGUUUUAUGUGCCAAAUAAUAAUUUUAACCUCGAUUAUACCUGUGGAAUUGGAGAUGCGUCACUAUUGAUAGUGACGCAUCCCAAUAAUUGAAUUUUUAGUGACUAUUCUUGUGUACUGACAACAUGGGAUGACUUCGAUUCCAUACCAGUUCACCCCAUGUUUAUAGUAUGUAUGUAAGAAUAAAUAAUAAGUUAAAUUAAAUCACAAAAAAACACCUUGUGUGGGUAUUUUUUUUAUUUUUUGAGCAAUUACCCCAGGUAGCACACUGACGUCAUUUAAACAUCAGCCGGCGUCAUUUCAACGUCAUGGGAUGCCAAUAUGAAUUAAAUCAAUACACUUUUGUUAAGUAUUCUAAAUAAGAAUUGUGAAUUUUAAAGGAUCUAAGUAACAAAGCAAGAAAACUAGCUAACUUGUAAGAAACAUAAUUUUUUUUGUACGUUUAAUAAAGUAAUUUAAAAAAUAUGUUUUUUAUAUUAAAAAUGUAAACAUCUUUAAUUAAAUAAGUCGUAAUUAAUAACUUGUAAUUUUCACAAAUAUUUUUGUAAAUAAAUGUAAAAGCAAUAUUGGGAGUUAUAGUAUACCUAGUUCUCAUAUACAAAUGUUUUUAACUUUUUUAUGAGAAAAACCUAGUGUUUUGAGAUUUUAUGAAACUAUUUAAACUACACAUGAAAAGGUUCCUGUUAAUUUUUAGAUUUUAUUUGUAAAUAAUUCUUAGUUUUAGUUGUGUAUUUUAUUUAAUUAAUUAUAAUAUAAUAUUAGAAAUAUUUAUAUUUAUCUCACAGAAUAUUUAAUAACAUGUUUAUUUAUAUUUUAUGUACUGGAUGUAUUUUUUAAACAUUAUUUUAUUAAUAGCUUGGUUCAUGGAUCACUUAAGUAAUCCAACAUUCAAAACUAAUCCAUAAAUAAAGCUAUUAAUAUUUUAUGCCAAAUAACUGCCAUAAUUUGAUGUAAAUAAAAUUAUAUUACUAUAAAAGUAUGUUUGAUUUAAAAUCUGUUUUAACGAAAACAUUUAUUAAAGCGUUUGUUACAACAAAAAAUAAAUUAAUGAUAAGUUGUUACUUCUUUGCGGAUUUAUCCAAGCGACAUAUUGGACUUUUUUGAACCAUGUCUAUAUCAACUUUUGGUCCAACCAAGUCCCUGAUAUUAUUAAAACCAUAUUUUAUCAUCGUGGGCCUUUCUAACGACAAUCCCCAGGCCAGCACACAAACAUCCUCAGGCAAACCCAUGGGAAGCAACAUUUCAGGUCUAAAUAUACCCGAAUUGCCGAUUUCAAUCCAUUUUUCCAAUCCUGGAUGGAAACAAAAUAUUUCCAUACUGGGCUCAGUGUAAGGGUUAUAAGCAGGCUUAAAUUCCAAUUCUGUAAUUCCCAAUUUUUUAAAGAACUCUGUAAACACACCAAUAAGGUCGCCUAAAGUAAGGUUAUAGUCAGCUAUAACUCCUUCAACUUGGUGAAAUUCAGCUAAAUGCGUAGCGUCGAGCGUUUCAUUCCGGAAAACUUUGUCGAUACUGAAAAGUUUAGUUGGCGUAAAGGAUUCUUGCUGAGCGAUUUGAUAGAGCAUUCUAGCACUAACUGCAGUGGUAUGUGUUCUAAGUAAGUUUUUUUGUGCUUCUUCUAUUCUCCAGUCAUAACCAUAAC
Brassicogethes aeneus is the source of this 4898-nucleotide messenger RNA. NCBI's taxonomy places the organism in Eukaryota, Metazoa, Arthropoda, Insecta, Coleoptera, Nitidulidae. The record is from the annotation of a GenBank genome assembly.